Messenger RNA from Ixodes scapularis (black-legged tick), 3782 nucleotides. Its product is annotated as inhibitor of nuclear factor kappa-B kinase subunit alpha. The coding region runs from base 278 to 2509 and encodes 743 amino acids. Gene Ontology annotation, cellular component: cytoplasm; IkappaB kinase complex. The transcript has 19 exons. Gene Ontology annotation, molecular function: IkappaB kinase activity; ATP binding. The record is from RefSeq and is a predicted model, not a curated record. Gene Ontology annotation, biological process: positive regulation of transcription by RNA polymerase II; tumor necrosis factor-mediated signaling pathway; peptidyl-serine phosphorylation. NCBI's taxonomy places the organism in Eukaryota, Metazoa, Arthropoda, Arachnida, Ixodida, Ixodidae.
AAACUACCGCCCUAACACGCCUAACAGCUAACAGCUACACGAAUGCACAAACACUCUGUACACCUCUGCCCUCUGCUGUACACAAACAGAGCCAUCCACUUAUUUUUUGUUGUCUUGUUCCGUCGGCGUCGUCGUCUCCACGUCGUCUCGUCGGUCAUAAGCCCAGAUUUAUCGCUGAAACUUGCUAUAUAGUGCGAUUGUUUGUCAACUGUCUGCUGUCGGCCUGCUUCAAAGAACUUUACUGGCACUCUUCGUGAUGGCUUAACACCGCAACGACAUGGGAAAACCGAUGGACGAAGACGCUCAGACUGUUGGCUGUUGGAAGAAGGGCAAGCUGCUCGACAGGGGUGCCUUUGGCAGCAUAACACUAUGGCACAACACUGAAACCAAGGAGACGAUCGCUCUCAAGGCCUGCCUGAGGACUUGCUCGGAGCUGACCACCAAGCUCUCGGAACGUUGGGCGCAAGAGGUGGAGAUCCUCAAGAAGCUCGACCACCCCAACGUGAUCAAGGGACUGCCUCUCCCCAAGGCCUUUGCCCAGCUCAACUCUCCGUUACCCUUCCUCGCCAUGGAGUACUGCACCGGUGGCAACCUUCGCCAGGUGCUGCAGAAGCGGGAGAACUGCUGUGGCCUGCCCGAGAGGGACGUCCGCCGCGUCCUGAGCGACGUCUCCUCUGGCUUGCAGUACCUGCACACACACCACGUCGUGCACAGGGACCUGAAGCCCGAAAAUGUAGUGCUGCAGGAGAAGGACGGCACGGUUGUUUACAAAAUCAUUGACCUGGGAUAUGCCAAAGAGUUUGACCAGAGCAGUUUGUGCAACUCCUUUGUUGGAACACUGCAAUACCUGGCUCCGGAACUAUUUGAGAGGAAACCAUACACGAGAGCCGUUGACCUUUGGAGCCUCGGAAUCAUUGCCUAUGAGGUGAUCGUGGGGCAGCGACCCUUCUCACCCAACGCUUCUCCCGCACAGUGGAUCCCUCUAGUCAACAACAAGGGAAGCUGUGACAUAAGGGGAGACCUGCGUUCUUCCGGAAGUUAUGUCUACGACGACAAGCUGCCUCCCUUGAACCAUCUAACAAGGGUCCUGAAGGAAGAUCUGGAGCGUUGGUUACGCAUUCUCCUCGAAACAAAACCAGAGCUGAGGGGCCGUCGUGACAACCUCACUGUCUACGAAAUCCUUGAGAACCUACUUGCACGACCGACAGCCAACAUCUUCAGCAUGCAAAGCCUGUCGGUGAUCUCAUUGCCAUUGGACGGAGACCUGGGCAGUGCAGGUGCGCUGGCAGCGGAGCUGGAGAGACGGACUGGAAUCUUGAAACGGAAUCAGUUGCUCCUCAGCGAGAAAGCAAAGCUCUCCAACUUCAAGGACAUCUCCGACCACUGUGUGCGCUACCAGGAACUGGGGCAGGCCACGCUUUACCUUUUUGACGACUCGGUAAAUGCCGAGCUGAAGAGCUUCGACUACAGCCCUUGCCUUCUGGUGGAGCUCUCCGAUCGCCUGGAAAGCCGGGACAUUCAGCUGAGGAGCAUGGAGAUCAAGAAGAUUUGGGCAGAGAGCCUCUUUGCCGUUCAGAAGGAAGUUGAGAUGCUUCACAACAUCCUCGGUGCCUUCCACAGUGGUCUGGCAUACUUGAACACAGAGAUCCCUACACUGCAGAAGGCACUGUCAGACAUCCACUUUGAAAAUAACAUGGUCAUGGCCAAAGUCAAAUUUGCCCACGAAUGCUACAUUAGAGAUGUUGCACAUCUGCAGCAGUGGAAUAGGAGUCAUCCCAGUGAAAGCAAUGACAGGCUCCUAGCAAAGUGGGCAUCAUGCGAUGAUAUCUUGAGCAAAGUUGACGACAAGCGAAGGGAGGCCACUGCCCUGUGCACCGACUUCAACGCAGCUUGCAGCAAGGUAGUUGGACUGGAGAAGACUCCCUAUGCCAAGACAAAGCGGUCAGAGGUCCUAGAUGAGAUCGUACACAGGACAUUGCAGAUUUAUGGACGGACAAAACAAAGCAAAGAUUUCGGCAGCAUCUCUCUCACAAGCAACGAGAUGAAAGCGGUCAUUGACGACCUUUUGGAAGAGGAAAGUCGCAUGUUGAAGGAUGUGUACGAGUACAUGAGGGACAUGAGCGAAGCCUUCAGGACCGUGGUACUGCUGCCCGAGCGUAUUCACCAACUGAUGAACGGGGUUGUGUCUCUCAGCCGCACAAUCAGUUCGAUCCAGAAGGAACGCCAGGACUCCAUCUGGGACUUGAAAGCUCAGCACUCUGAUUUGCAGACAACUGCCCUGGAGUCACUGAUGCAAGCAACAGAGAGUUCUUUGAAAGAAGUGACUUCAGAGGACACAAACAGGGGGCAUAACUUACGCCAGCUCGUGGAAUGUGUGCUUGAAGACACCAGGGCAAAGGAGGAGAGCAUUUCUUUGUGCAACAGGAUUGAACAGACAAGAAUGCAGUGGGAAAAAGACUGCAGUGACCUUCUGAAAGAAAUGGAAACUCUGACCGAGAAAAUUUCAUAAGUGACCUGCAGUUGCCACUCCAUUUCAUUACAGAUGUGACUAUAAGCUUUGGUCCUUCGCACAGUAUGUGCAUGCCAUGUACAGCACACUAUGUGCUAGCGUAGGCAUCCAGCUAUCAUGGCCUUACUCUUAGGAGAUCUUCUGGAAUCGACCGUUGGCUGUUUGAUUAUGGUUUCAGUUUUGGGGUGGCAUAGAAGAUAUAGAAAUGAUAACCGAGCCAGGUUGAAAGGCAGUUAAGUACUGAGUUUUCUUUUUAUCUUUUUCUGUUGGUCAGCUAUGUUUGAACUUGCUGCUAGGGCUUGUACUGCAAAACCUUCUUUCCUUUGCCAAAGUUACUAUAUUUUGCUUCAUAGAAUGUAGAAUGAACAGCACAAGUCUGCAAGCUGGCUUGCUGAUUUCCUUGUGCCGUUUAAGCUUCAUGUUAAGCUUGCACAAUUUGCAAAGUACACUGCCAAUAUGUAUCAUGAUGCAUCUGUAUCAUAGUAUGGGUCCUUUGCUAGUGUACUUCACAUUGACUAAGAAUUUGAGCAUUCUCAAUAAAUGGCAUUGUUACAAUAUCAGCAGUUGUACUUAGUAUUGUAAAGCCAUCUCUUUCAUUGUUGUAUUGUCCCUCUCUUUUUAAUGUGUAUUAUGGUUAGAUAUUUGUGCAGUGUGAGGCUCCAAGGUUGUAUGUGUAUGCUGUAUAUGCAAUGCUUACUAGACAGUUUGUGACAAUUAAGUAUUUCUGCCUUAUGUACAGGGUGUCACAAAAAAAAAAAUUAUACACAUUUUUUUUUUUUAUUGCAAAAAUGAUCUAGGCAUCGCCAAACGCUCAUUCUGCGCCUAAAGGUAGCGCUAGAGGUCACAACCAGAUGCCAAAGUUUCAGCCCGAUCUGAUCACUUAACCAAAAGUUAUAAGUGAUUUUCUGAAAAUUUCAAUGGGAAAAUGGCGGCCGACGGAGUUAUCGAAUACAUGGGGCUCUAUGGCACCAGAAACUGAAAACAGGCAAAAAUGGGCUCCUUUUUCUCAUUGAAAUUUUCAGACAAUCACUUAUAACUUUUGAAUAAGUUAUCGGAUUGGGCUGAAACUUUGGCAUCUGGUUGUGACCUCUAGCACUACCUUUGAGCGGAGAAUUAGCGUUCGGCGAUGCCUACCUUAUUUUUUGCGGGAAAAAAAACCCUGUAAAGUUUUUUUUUUGUGGCACCCUGUAUAGUACUGAAUGGGAUGCUGUCAAGUGUGAAGAAAAUUGUCACGUAAAGGCUAAUUCAAAAUAAAGGAUGCUGGAAACAUGAA